Pseudogymnoascus verrucosus is the source of this 1523-nucleotide messenger RNA. RefSeq lists its product as uncharacterized. NCBI's taxonomy places the organism in Eukaryota, Fungi, Ascomycota, Leotiomycetes, Thelebolales, Thelebolaceae. Gene Ontology annotation, molecular function: tRNA (cytidine-N3)-methyltransferase activity. The transcript is spliced from 2 exons. The record is from RefSeq and is a predicted model, not a curated record. The coding region runs from base 86 to 1144 and encodes 352 amino acids.
AUAAUACUCUCAACGAACCCAAAUCUCCAACGACAAACAGCCUUAGUUUCUCUUGAAGUUUCAAGAGCGACUUCUGCUUUUCGAGAUGGGUGCGGACAUGGAGAUUCCGGUGGGCACUCCGAUUGUGCCAGUUGCACAGGAGCAGAGUGAGCAGGCUCAGCCUAUUGGCGGGGACCUCCCCGCACAUCUGUCUCAUGACCCUCAGCACAACAUGAAACGAACCGACCCUUUCCAGUUUGGAUCGCGGUUACUCAAAGAGGAGGAUAACGUAUUUGAAUUUAACGCGUGGGACCAUGUGGAAACAGAUAAUGCCUACAAGGAGUAUUCUGAAGUACAAUAUGCGAAGCAGCGUGAAGCUCCGGUUUCUGAUUUUGACAAGAACAGAUUUAACUCCGAUCCCGCUAAGUGGUGGAACCAGUUCUAUAAAAACAACACGUCCAAUUUCUUCAAAGACCGCAAGUGGCUUCGCCAGGAGUUCCCCGUGCUUGCCGAAGUCACGCUCGCAGACUACGGUCCCUGCACGCUCCUUGAGGUCGGUGCCGGUGCUGGCAACACCGCCUUUCCUAUUAUUGCAAAUAAUCAAAAUCCAAACCUUAAAAUCCAUGCCUGCGAUUUCUCCAAGAUAGCCGUCGAAGUGAUGCGUGAGAAUGAUGCCUAUAAUACGAGUCAAAUCCAGGCCGACGUCUGGGACGCCGCGGGGCAAGAUCUCCCGCCGGGACUCGCCGAGGGCUCUGUAGAUGUCGUCCUGAUGAUAUUCAUAUUCUCCGCUCUCUCGCCGACGCAGUGGCAGCAGGCUGUGUCGAACAUCUUCCGCGUGCUGAAGCCAGGCGGCGAGGUACUAUUCCGGGACUAUGGCCGUGGAGAUCUGGCUCAGGUCCGCUUCAAGAAGGGACGGUACAUGGAAGAGAACUUUUAUGUUCGUGGGGAUGGCACGAGGGUUUACUUCUUCGAGAAGGACGAGCUGGAAAAGAUUUGGUCGGGCGAGGCUGCGUCUGCUGGCCCAGGAUUUGAGAUUGUCAGCUUGGGCGUGGAUCGCAGACUGCUUGUCAAUCGUGCCAAGCAGCUCAAGAUGUAUCGAUGCUGGAUGCAGGGGCGGUUUCGCAAGGCCGGAGGCACUGCAAGCAGUUCGGAGGUCGUCAGUUGAACGAAACUGCGAUCAUCACCCGAAAUAAAGAGAACGCCCGGCUCCCCAUGCCUUACAAAGUCAAGAGGACGCCAAGAUACGCUUGAGAGCAAGUAGGCGUUGAUGCUCAGAGCAACAUGGCGAUAUCAGAUGCACCUACCGGAGGACUUGGGCAUGGUUGGAUUAGACAAGAGCCCUUCUUCCCCUGGUCGAAGCUCAACAGCUGUGUGAAGGUUUUGCCUCUUCAGUAAUUGUUGAGGCUUCUCAAGGGCUGAGAUUCCAUGAGGCAAUUUCUGCCUCCUAAGUGACUGGCGUCAAGGAGACUGAUGUUCUAGAUAGUCUCGAGCAGAUGAGUGUAUAUAGGCAAUAGAAUUAAAUAAAGGGCCUAUAUAAAAAUGCA